AUGAAUUCCACACAGACGUUUGCUACUCUAAAGAAGAACCCUUUGAAUAAGAUCAUUGGUCUUUCAGUUGUUUUGGCAGUGGGUUUCCUUUUAGUCAUUUUAGCUGGUAUUUAUGGAAAUUGGUUCCCUAUAAUAAUUGGUAUUAUAUUUGCAGUGGCUCAUCUACCAGUGGCAAUCACUAGAAAUGUUUCUAGUAGUUCAGAUUAUGAUUUCAAUUUUGAUUCAACUUCUACAAAUACUAAUGUUCUUGUUGAAGCAGGUCAAUUUAUAACUGCAUUUUUAUUGGUUACUGGUGUUUAUUUACCAAUAUUGUUGAAUCAUUCAUUGAUUCUUACAAAAACAGCUAUGGUUCUAAGUAUCAUUGGUGGAUUACUUAUUUAUGGUACUGUGUAUCUUUUCAGUCAUUAUUUUGAUGAACCAACGGAUGAAGAUGAAUUGGCCGACCUUGGAGGUGGUGUAAUUUAA
This is a messenger RNA of Candida tropicalis MYA-3404, 465 nucleotides long. RefSeq lists its product as uncharacterized. Gene Ontology annotation, cellular component: Vps55/Vps68 complex; endosome. The record is from RefSeq and is a predicted model, not a curated record. The transcript has a single exon. The coding region runs from base 1 to 465 and encodes 154 amino acids. NCBI's taxonomy places the organism in Eukaryota, Fungi, Ascomycota, Pichiomycetes, Serinales, Debaryomycetaceae. Gene Ontology annotation, biological process: late endosome to vacuole transport via multivesicular body sorting pathway.